UCCACUACUAUCCCAUACUAUCAACCCAAUCCCCCCCUCCAUUAGUCCCCAUGGUCGCUCAAUGGGAAAGAGCCACGUGCCUCUGCGCCCACCAGCUCAAGAGCAUUUGUUCUCGCUGUUGGUUGCUGUAAAGGAUUUGCCUCCAUAGACAGAAAAGCGGAGCGGAUAUCUUUUUGGAAUCCGGCCUAGGGGUUCCUCUUCCACCUUUUGCUCACUCCGGUAUUCCACUCUCUCUCUUUCUCUCUCAGUCUUUCCCUGCUGAAAGGUUGACACUUAAGAGGGUUUAUUUUUCCUGAAGAACUCAGUGCCUCGGGUGCAAGAUCAAUGAGUGAGACCGUUAGCUCUUCGUUUCCUCUACCCUGAAGGAACCUCUAUGGACGUUUUAUCUUCUGGAAACAGGGGUUCCAGAGGUGUUAUGACUGUUGGCUGGAUGGUCAUGAAUCACUGUCUCAGGAAAUACCAUCCAGCUUUAAUAUCCAUCAUUUGUUGUUGUGCGUAGAGCCUCGCCACCGUCGCAGUGCCACUCAGGAUGCACAGCUUUAUGGGAGGGGGCCUGUUCUGCGCCAUAGUGGGGAACAUCCUGCUGGUGGUCUCAACUGCGACAGACUACUGGAUGCAGUACCGCUUGUCGGGGAGCUUCGCCCACCAGGGCCUGUGGAGGUACUGCAUGUCGGGAAAGUGCUACAUGCAGACGGACAGCAUCGCCUACUGGAAUGCCACCCGUGCCUUCAUGAUCCUGUCAGCCAUGUCGUGCUUCGCGGGCAUCAUCGCAGGCAUUCUCUCCUUUGCCCAUUUCUCCGCCUUCGAGAGGUUCAACCGCUCCUUCGCUGCAGGGAUCAUGUUCUUUGUCUCCACUCUCUUUGUUCUGCUUGCAAUGGCCAUCUACACUGGAGUGACGGUGAACUUCCUGGGGAAGCGCUUCGGUGACUGGCGCUUCUCUUGGUCCUACAUACUGGGCUGGGUGGCACUGCUCAUGACCUUCUUUGCAGGAAUAUUUUACAUGUGUGCCUCCAGAAUGCAUGAAUGCAGGAGAGUGGUGGACCCACGCUAAAAGAGAGAGGAAAGCCAGUGAAAAGAUUGCAAAUCCGGGACAUUUUGGCCACACAAUUCCAACACGAUGAAAGAAUCAAGCUUACACCAAUAGACAUAUCACUGAAAUAUAGAAACUGUACUAGGUAAUUGAGAACCAAAGAUGAGUACAAAUGUUUGGUUAUGCCUGAGCAGUUUACGUGUCAUUUUAAUAAAGCUAUAACUCUAA
This is a messenger RNA of Oncorhynchus gorbuscha (pink salmon), 1258 nucleotides long. RefSeq names its product lens fiber membrane intrinsic protein-like. NCBI's taxonomy places the organism in Eukaryota, Metazoa, Chordata, Actinopteri, Salmoniformes, Salmonidae. Gene Ontology annotation, cellular component: plasma membrane. The transcript has 6 exons. Gene Ontology annotation, molecular function: structural constituent of eye lens. The record is from RefSeq and is a predicted model, not a curated record. Bases 530 to 1051 code for a protein of 173 amino acids.